Molecule: messenger RNA, 375 nt
Organism: Dacryopinax primogenitus
Lineage: Eukaryota; Fungi; Basidiomycota; Dacrymycetes; Dacrymycetales; Dacrymycetaceae
Exons: 3
Coding region: 1-375 (124 amino acids)
Source: RefSeq, a predicted model, not a curated record
AUGCAUCGCUUUGGAAACGACGACACCUGGUCAAUUGUCGAUCGUGCCGAGGUUCGUCCAGUGUGGACCAUCGACGAAGAUGCUGUAUUCGAUGACAUUCAUACCGGGCACGAGAUCGUCGGCCGUUACACGUUUGAUAUGAAGGGUGGCUUCCAGCAGCGGAAGGCCCUCCGGCAUGCCCGCGGACAGAUGAUAAAAACAGCCAAAGAGAUGGGUUGGAACGUCUUCAUACGUGAGGGGUGGUCAGUCACUUCCCUUCGACGAGGAGAAAACGAUUUUCGUUUGGAGGUCGUGUAUCGUGCGCGACCUGCACAGUCAGAAUGCUUGAGCAGCGCCAAGGAACCGCCGUUCUUAACCUACUUGCCAUCAAAAUGA